AGCAUAUAGUGAUAGCUCAAGGUUUAUAAGAUUUAGAUUCAUUAGUUAUCACUGUCAUGCAAGAUAGAUAUUAGAGUCAAGAUGGUACUUGGUGCAUUUUUGUCGGGAAUCGUACUGGUAUUCUUGCUGGUUGGAACACUGCUCUUCAAGUAUGGAAAUGUAUUUCGGCAUCACAUUGCAGUUACUCUAUCUGUGCUGAUAGCUUGGUAUUUUUCUGUAUUAAUAAUCUUCAUACUACCUCUGGAUGUUUCUUCGACCGUAUUCAGGCAGUGCGUAGAGCAAAAUAUACACAACAGCACUAAGGAUUUCAAUAAUACGACAUCUACACCAUUUGUCACAUGCAUAGAUCCUUUGCCCAAUGUGCCAGAGAAUGUAUUUCCAAAUUUGUGGAGGAUAGUCUACUGGACGUCGCAAUUCUUGACAUGGUUAAUACUCCCGUUGAUGCAGUCUUAUAUAAAAGCAGGAGAUUUUACUGUACGUGGAAAACUAAAGUCCGCGUUAAUAGAUAAUGCUAUAUAUUAUGGCAGCUAUCUGUUUAUAUGCGGUAUACUCUUGAUAUACAUUGCACUGAAGCCUGGUCUAGAUCUUGAUGGGCAAAAAUUGAAAGCCAUAGCAUCAUCUGCGUCCAAUACAUGGGGUUUAUUUUUAUUGGUUUUAUUGCUCGGUUAUGCCCUCGUAGAAGUUCCUCGAGGAUUAUGGAAUUCUAGCAAGCCUGGAUAUACUCUGAACUACAGCUAUUUCAAGGUGGCGAAAUUAAGUCUAGAUAAGUGCGAAGCAGAAGAAACAGUGGACGAUAUACUCGAGUCGCUGCAAAUUGCAACAAUAUCCAUUGGACCAGGUCAUCCGUUCCAUUACAAUCUGGAAACAAUCUUUCAAAAAAUACCUGCUGAAUUGAAGGACAGAAUGAACAGACGACAAUUACCUGAUGACACUCCAACGGAUGCACCUACUGAGAAAUCUCUAAUUCGUUUACACAGACAGACUAUAAAAGCGUUGCAGACUUUACAGCGCAUAGAGACUCAAUGGGGCAUUUUAGUGAGUAAAAUAUUUGAUUUGGAAGACGUAGCGAAGAAUCAAGUGAGUCAUGACAGAAGAUUCAAACAGUCUUUUCCUAAACAUCGCUCGCUUCCAUUUCGCAUUAUUUACAACCCUGUUGUUGAAUGGUACUGGAAAUGUAUCGUGAAGAAUUACGUUUUGAAGGCAGCUGCAAUUUGUGCCGGCUGCUUAUCGGUGGCUGUAGUAUGGUCGGAAGUAACAUUUUUCAAUAAGUCUCCUGUGUUAUCUUUAUUCGCUCAGUUUCUAAAUUUAGCAAAGAGAAAUUACGACUACUUUACGAUAGAGAUGUUGUCUACAUUGAUUAUCGCAUAUCUCUGCUAUUGUGCUUACUCGACAGUCUUGAAGAUACGAGUAUUGAAUCUCUAUUAUUUGGCACCUAAUCAUCAAACAAACGAGUACAGUCUGAUAUUCAGCGGUAUGAUGUUGUGUCGCUUAACUCCACCCAUGUGUCUUAACUUUCUGGGACUUAUUCACAUGGAUUCCCACAUCAUCAAAACUCAUAUCUUGGAAACGCAUUAUACACAAGUAAUGGGUCAUAUGGAUGUUAUUUCUAUAAUAUCUGAUGGAUUUAAUGUAUACUUUCCUAUGGCAAUCUUAGCAUUCUGCUUAGCGACGUACUUUAGCAUAGGCAGUAGAUUGCUUUCUAUGCUAGGUUUUCAGCAAUUCCUCGAUGAUGACGAAUUCACGACAGAUCUCGUAGAUGAGGGAAGAGAACUUAUAAAAAGAGAGAGACGCAAACGACAAAGAGCGGAAGAUUCUAUGUAUAGACGACGCGAAUUACAGGAAAGGUUCAAUAUUUCGGUAGGCUCAGGAUCGCGUUACAGAACGUCUCGACAAAGCACAGAUACUGGUAUGUGUGAUGAAAAAUGUGGAAAUAAUGAAAUAUAUUAUAUAAAUUACAGUAUCAAUAACGUUAUUCUUAACUAUUCUCUAGUACGUCCGCUAAAACGAGAUGAAUCGAUCGAGUCUGCGAGAGCAGGUUUGUUACACGAUUUCGAUCCCGCGGAGUAUUAUAUCGGUAUGACGUUCAGUGGAGAGAGUUAUGGUGCGAAUAAUCAGUGUGACAUAGAGAAUCAAGGAGACAUUGAUUCGUACGACGCGAGUAACGUAAGGGCAUUUUCCACGAGUACAAGUCGCGUGGGUCCUCCGCCCAGAGGACUAUUCGAUGAUAUCUAAAAAGGAUAAAUUGUAUUUGCGAAUGCAAUUUAGGUGCUACCGUAGAAUCUAUAUGAAUUGGCUUUUAGGACUUUACACGACAUAUUUAUAUUGAGCGAUGCGACGACUCGUUCAUAUAAAGUAGCGAAUCUUAUUAAAUGAACCAUGAAACAUAAGGCUUCAUGUGCCUGUAGCAUUUUGAAUCUGAGUACUAGAAGUACGAAUUGUACCAUUAUGAGAUAUAUUUAUAACUUAUCAUGUACGAAAAACCUAAAAAUGAAGAAUCGGAUAGAUUAAGUAGAAACGUCUUUUUUUUAUAAGAAUUGUGGCACGACGGAUAGAAUCAGUGAUAGUGCAAUAAACGUCCGAAUUAGUAUAAACAUAUUAUGUGUAUUAUGUUUAUUAGACAAAUGUAUUUUUAUCUUUCGAUUAUUCUCUUCAGUUUUGUAUAGUUGAACUUCUGUUAAAGCUAAUAAAUAAUUUAUAUACGAUUUUUUUAAUUAUAUGUACCUGAAGUGAUUCAUUAAUACCGAAAUUUCUUAAAUGGCAUUUUUUCAAUAGUUUAAUCCAUUUUUUAUAAAUGAUUUCAACUUAUUGUAAUAUAUUAUGUAAUAUAUAUUGUAAUAUAUUAUUUUUUAUGUAUACAUAUAUACACAAAAAUGAGGACAUAAAAGAUUUCGUUGCA
Molecule: messenger RNA, 2896 nt
Organism: Pogonomyrmex barbatus (red harvester ant)
Lineage: Eukaryota; Metazoa; Arthropoda; Insecta; Hymenoptera; Formicidae
Product: LMBR1 domain-containing protein 2 homolog
Cellular component (GO): membrane
Source: RefSeq, a predicted model, not a curated record